Molecule: messenger RNA, 2401 nt
Organism: Carassius auratus (goldfish)
Lineage: Eukaryota; Metazoa; Chordata; Actinopteri; Cypriniformes; Cyprinidae
Exons: 7
Coding region: 1-1644 (547 amino acids)
Biological process (GO): negative regulation of apoptotic process; protein autophosphorylation; regulation of mitotic cell cycle
Cellular component (GO): cytoplasm
Molecular function (GO): ATP binding; protein serine/threonine kinase activity
Source: RefSeq, a predicted model, not a curated record
AUGGCGUGUGCUGUGAUUGGGUGGUGUUGGAGCCUGGCGUAUCUGUUACAGUACCCCCCUCCUCACGGCCUGCUCCUGAGGGCCGAGGACCCCAACGUCAUGGUGGUCUUCCUCUUCCCCGCGGGGCAGGUACUCAAGUUGUCCUCCACAGCGUCGGGAAUCCAAGAUCUCGUGAACCUCGUAUGCAGCACCAUCGUCCAAGGGGGGUUUCGGCUGCAGCUACGCCAGGCUCUGUGGAGAGAGAGACAGAAGGGUGGACAACAAUCAACAAAGAGGAAGAAGAAAGGCAUCUGUGCAUUCUUCCGCCGAACAUGGAGGGUUGUUAAGUGUGCUGCUCUCUGUGGCCAAAGGGGCAACAAAGUGGCUCCAGAUCCAUUUGCCAUUGACCCAGUAGCUCAACAGGAAAAUUCAGAUCUCCAGCCAGAUUUAUUCAGCCUUGAGUGGCUGACACUUAAUGCUGAGCCAACAUAUCUGGAGCCAUCACCUGUCCCAGGCCCAUCCAAACUGAAUAAUGAGCCAAUGCCUGCCCCACAUCAGUCUGGUUAUGAGCCACCUGUUGAAAAACAAAGAAAAAUCAGGAUGAAGAAAGACAUCCGAGCAUUCUUCCAGCGAACAUGGAGGACUGUUAAGUUUCCCUCCUUGGCCCCAGAUUCAUGUCGAGUUGAGCCAGUAGUUCAUUGGGAUCAAGUGGACCUCAAGCCAGGUCUAUCUGGUCCCUUGUGGUUGUUAAGGAAUGAUCCAGGUCCAUCUUGUUUCAAGGUGACAGUCAUGGCCAACCAAAAUCCACCUGAUUCUAAGCCAGAUCCAUUCAGCCUCCAGUCACACUCAACACUUGACCCAGGCCCAGCUGGUCUUGUAGUUGAGUUGACGUCUGUCCCAGGACCAUCCAGUCAGGAGAUAAUGCCAGUCUAUGGGUCUGACAUGGGUCUGGAUGUUCCUGAGAUAAAACCCAUUCCAGGUUCCAGUCUCGUUCUGACAGCUGCUGUGGAUCUGAUUGAUCCCGAGCCGUCAUCUGCCUCUGGUUCAUGCAGCUGCAGGCGGACACCUGACACUGAUCUGGACAAUUCUAAACAAAAACAUGUCCCAGUCCUAUCUGGUUUUUGGCCAACUGCAGCAUCAUUUUCCUCCCGUUAUGAUAUGGGAGUGAAGUUGGGACAGGGAGCCUUUGGUUCUGUGUAUAAGGGGACUCACAGAUUUAGUGGCCAGAAGGUUGCUAUCAAAUGUAUACGUAAGAAGCCCUGGAACAGCUUUAUUAAUGUGCCUGGAUCUACAGAACCUCUGCUGUCAGAAGUGGUUAUAAAUGUGAUGGUGUGCGCACCUCCGAAAAGCCCCUACAUUGUACAAAUGAUCGAGUGGUUUGAUCAGACACAUCAGUUCAUCAUAGUUAUGGAAUAUCCACAUCCAUGUCAGACCUUGCUGGAAUUUACCAUGUGCCAUGGAUGUUGUCUGGAUGAAUCUGUGGCACGUGGUUUAAUGCGGCAAGCGGUGCUUGCAGCCAAACACUGCAUUGAACGGGGCAUCUUACACAAUGACAUCAAGACGGACAACAUGCUGGUCAACACAGAGACACUGCAGCUCAAACUAAUAGACUUUAGCUGUAGCAAACGUAUUAACAUGUCUUGCUCUGAAGGUGAGUUGAUGUAAUGCCAUAAUAUGUCAAAAAAUGUACAUGAUUCAAAGCUUUUUAUCUCAAAGUAGACUAAUUGCUCACAGAUGACUUUAGCAACUGAAAUGACAGAGCUCUGUUAAUCUCUUGCUUCCUAUACAGAUUAUCAAGAGGCGGUUGAAUCAACAGUCUGGUCUUUGGCUAUGGUACUUUUGGAGAUAGUAAGCGGAGACCAGCCCAUAAGUGUUUUUCUCUCCAAAGCACGUCAUCCUUUGAUACCAAGUUUCUCCAGUGGUGAGACAACAGCACACAACAUUAAUACAAACAUACAUUUUUGGCACAAUAUCAGAGUGUUCAACUUCCCAGCUAUUAAAAAUAAAAGGGAAAACUGAUAGACAGAAUACAUAAUAAUUGAUAUUUAAAGUACAGUAAGUGUAAAAUAAUUAUGCAGUACGAAAAACUAUGUUUUUCAGAAGCUUUUCAUACAUGACAACAUGCAUGUGCUAUGCUGCCAUAAAGAGCAUACAUGACUAACCAGCUUUUUCCUCUUUGAAAACUUGUACAGAGUUUCAAGAUCUGAUAGAGCAGUGUCUGGUCAGGCCUCAAACCAAGACGUUAGAGCAGAUUUUAGAACAUCAGUGGUUUAAGCUGGACUGAGGGAAGCCAGAGGCUCAGGAGGCAGGUUGUGUAACAGAUCGAGGGAAGGCAGAUACUAACCACCUCCUCAAUGCAUCCUGUAAAUGUUUUCAUACUCUCUUAAAAAUAAAGGUGCUUCAUGAUACCAUAGUAGAACCU